This is a messenger RNA of Adineta steineri, 1557 nucleotides long. The record is from the annotation of a GenBank genome assembly. Lineage: Eukaryota; Metazoa; Rotifera; Eurotatoria; Adinetida; Adinetidae.
AUGGAAAGUGACUAUAAUAUUGUUAUCAAACCUAAUUUAGCACCAGCAUCAUUUGCACAAGCUCGCAUUUGGCUUGACGAAAGAAUUCGAUUCGAUCCAGACAAGCCUCAAACAGCAAUCUAUAAUAUGCCUUUUGUUUAUCGUCUCCAACCAGGUCAUACUUUAUCAGUUAAACAACUUCAUCAUGCUCUUUAUCUUGCUGUUAAUAAACAUCCCUCACUUCACACAUCACUUCAUUUUGACAUCGACAAGAAUCUACUUAUGCAACGAGUUAUUACUCAUGAAGAUAAAAACAACACUAAUAAUAUGUUUUCAAUCAUCGAAACUACUUAUGAAACAGAUGAACAAUUAAAUGAGAUUUUACACGAUGAGAAACGUAAUCCUCAUCUUUUUGAUCUUACGCAAGGUCUUGUAUUUCGAUGUCAUAUUAUUUAUUACAAAUCAGUCUCUUCAAAUUACCUUCGUUCUCACAAAGAUCUCAUUAUUUUCAACUUUCAUCAUGCUUUGUUUGACUUCCCAUCGAUGGGAGUGUUUCAUCAUGAUCUUAAUCAAGCAUAUACAACAGGUCAAUUAUUAUAUGAUGACAACAUUCUUCUACGUUAUCUCGAUUAUGCUGUCAUUGAACAACAAAUGUCAAUGAAUGGUGCAAGCAUGUUUUGGCUUGAUAUUCUCCAUGAGUGUAAACUUGAUCAGCCUUUAUCAUUACCAUAUGACCGAUAUCGUCUCUCAAAUGAACAUCGAACUGGUCGUGGAACAUCUAUUUCAUUUGACUUUGGUCAAGAUCUCUCACACGACCUUCUUAUUCAUGCAUCAUCAAAUAAUAUAUCACUGGAAUAUCUUGCACUUGCUACUUAUUAUGUGUUUUUAUUCAAAUUAACGAAUGGAGAAAAAGAUUUAUGCAUUGGAAUAAAUACACAUGGUCGAUAUCGAGAUGAACUUAACUCUAUCAUUGGAAUGUUUGUGAAUGCUAUACCUUUACGAUGUCAACUCGAUCCUCAUUUAUCAUUUGAUCAAAUUACUAAGCACGUUGAACAUAAUAUGAUAAAUUGUAUUAAAUAUUCAUAUUUUCCACUUCAACGUAUUCUCAACCAACAUCCAAAUAUAUCAAAUCCUGUAUUUCUUGAUACAUCAUUUGACUUUGUAUCAUCUAUGAGAAGAGAUGAAGAGAAUGAAAUAAUGAUCGGUGAUAGUCGACUUUCUUUACUACCUUAUUCGAUUAAUAUUAGUGAUGAUGAAAUAAUGAGUAAAUUUGAUUUCAUUCUUAGCUUUCAACAUGAUCUAAAUCUAAGUGAAUUCUCAUGUACCAUUAAUGCAUCACUUGAUUUAUUUAAUGCUGAAACAAUUUGUAUAGUUGCACAAAGAUUACAGGCAAUGUUACAUCAACAAUUCACAACUUUCGACUGUACAACAAACAAAUCUAUUUAUGAAAUAUCAUUAAUAUUAUCAAAUGAACAAUAUCUAAUGCAAUCAUUGAAUAAUACACAAAUAUCAUUUCCAACUCCUGUCAGUUGUAUUCAUCAUGAAUUUGUGUAUCAAGUAAUGAAACAUCCACAAAAA